UGCAUCAGUGAGCUUUGUCCGUCCCGUUAUCAAACUUGAAUUCAAAGUUGAGAGCCUGGGGAGAAUGUGAUAGGGAGCUUAUCGGCUGGCGCCGGGUGUACGGCUGACAAAGCCACGCUACUGCAAAGGCUGCUGGCAUCGGAGCUCAGCUGUGUUGUGCAAGCAGGGCAAUAUGGAAAGGGCACGCCGCAGCCUGGGCGUUUAAGCGCCGGAUACAAACAAGCGCCGCUCGCAUCCAGUCGGUCGGCCGGAGCGGUGGAGCACGCACUCGCCUCAGUUGGAAGGAUGAGCGGCUACCUGGGCGACCUGAGCAUGCGCCAGCAGGCUACGCUCGACAAGUUCCGAGAAGCUGUGGCUGACGUGAGGAAGACCUCACACACGGACGCGUUCCUGCUGCGCUGGCUACGAGCCCGGGAGUUUGAUGUGACCAAGGCGGAACGCAUGUACCGCCAUGACCUCGAAUGGCGGAAGGAUAACGGCGUUGACGAGCUGGUGAACAGCUACGAACCGCCAGCGCUGGUGAAGGAGAAUUUCCCGGGUGCCAUACUUCACCCGUGCAAGGAUGGACGACCGAUGUGGAUUAUUCCCGCGGGAAUUGACAUGAAAGCGUUUGUAGCGGCCCUCACCCCAGCUGUCGUACAGCGACACUGCACCUACAUGUUGGAAUAUGCGGAAUCGUUGAAGCGGUCAGCUUCAAUAAAGGCAACUGCAGAAUUGGAAACGCACUACCUGGUGAUUGACGUAGAUAACUUUAGCCUGCGUCAGGUGUACAGCUGGCAAGCCGUGAAGACCAUCACGGACAUGCUGCAAAUGAUGGAGGACCACUUUCCCGAGUGUCUGGAGAAGUGCAUCAUCGUAAAUGCGCCUUACUUCUUCCCCGUCGUGUGGAAGCUGAUAAAGCCCUUUUUGACGCAGAGGACAACCGACAAAAUGGAAAUCUACGCAAAGGUUGAACCCUGGAAGGAGCGUCUUGUUGGCCUCGUGUACGCAGCCGCCCUCCCCGCCCACUGGGGUGGUGUCAUGGUCGGCCCUGACGGAGACCCACGAUGCAGGCACAUGAUUAACUACGGCGGUCGCUUCGAAGAGGGUCCCGAGACGCGGGCCUUGACGCUCUUCGACGAGCCGGGCGUCAAGACGCAGACCAUAGGUCGGCGAGACCGCUGGGAGUUCGAGGUGGACGUGUCGGACGAGGGCGUGGAACUCAACUGGUCUUUCCAGACUGCGGUGGGAGACUUGGGCUUCGGACUGCGCAUGCGCGACGGAGAAUCCCUGCUGCCCGUGCAACGCGUGGAUGCCAGCAGCCAAAUACCGCAGCAAGGCAGCUGGCGAUGCGCAAAGGCCGGAAAAUACGUGCUCGAGUUCGACAACUCCUACAGUUGGCUGACGGAAAAGAAGUUGGCCUACGUCGUGAAAUUGCAGUCGCCGAGUGAGAGUGCUUGACCACCGUUCCACCUCAUCAAGCUAAGCACCUCAGGAUGUACCAAAUAAAGACAGCUGCCAUUUCGUACUGUUCAGCUGGAAUUCAAAGAGGAAAGUUAUGCCGUGCUAGUCAGCAGCACUUUUGAAGUACAAAGUAGAGAGUGAGAAAGCUUGUAAACCUAGAGAGGUUUAUGAAACGAAGACUGGAACAACGCCCCCUCUAAACGUUCGCACCAGCUUGCCGCAUGAUCAGUUUUGACAGCGUCCAUCGAGUCCGCAACAAAUGAUAUAUCACUAAAAACUUAGCUUAAGAUAAAUAAUAACGCUCUCCUGUCAUUUUCAGAGGACUCUUUAAAUCUGUGAAUGUUCCUGAAAUUAUGCACUAAUAAAUGACAUUUAAUAUAUAUGACGA
This is a messenger RNA of Rhipicephalus microplus (southern cattle tick), 1831 nucleotides long. RefSeq names its product SEC14-like protein 2. Gene Ontology annotation, cellular component: cytoplasm. The record is from RefSeq and is a predicted model, not a curated record. Lineage: Eukaryota; Metazoa; Arthropoda; Arachnida; Ixodida; Ixodidae.